GAAAAUUGUUGCCAGAGAAGUGGUGAUAUUAGAAAGGGUGAUAUCAGAGAAGGUUGAUGUUGAAAAGAAGGUUUUAGAAAGAAUGUUUAAAAGAAUGGUAUUUGAAAUGAGUGGAGUCAGUAAAGGGAAAGGUGGUGUUGGGAAGGGUGGUGGUGUUUAG
Racocetra persica is the source of this 160-nucleotide messenger RNA. Lineage: Eukaryota; Fungi; Glomeromycota; Glomeromycetes; Diversisporales; Gigasporaceae. The record is from the annotation of a GenBank genome assembly.